UUGUAUGGUUUGAUUGCCACAUGUUUUCACCUUCCUAUUGGGAUUUUUAAAAGCUGGAUGAUGGGAUAUUAAGGGAAUUGCCAAACCUGUGCCUUUACCUUCAGAAAUACUGCAAAAGUCAGAGGGGGAAGGAGGACACUGCUGCUUCUUCUAUUUGUCUCCUAACAGUGCAGCAAGAUGGCACUUCUCUUCACCAUUUUUCUUGUUUUGGCUCUAGUUGUGGCAAUGGGAUUCUACUAUGAACACCCCACAGCAAAAAUCCCACCUGGAUUUAGUGAGCGCAAAAAGCUUUAUGCUUUUCAUUACAUCAUGAACUUUGGUUUCGGUCUGGCAAUAUUUCUGGACAAACUUGGUAUCAUGUCAGAGGUCAGUUUACUCAGAGCUAUAAUGGACGGAAUACCACCACUAAAAGAUAAACGUCUUAUUAUCAAGGACUUAAUCUUUGAAAAGGUUAAAGUAAGACUGUACCAGCCAAAAACAUCAACCACUGGGCAAAGGAGAGGAGUCCUCUACUUUCAUGGCGGGGUUGGACGGUUUGGAAGCAUUCGCGCCUAUGAAAGAACAUGUCGCAUUCUUGCUAGGAAAACUAAUUCAGUGGUUGUGUCUGUUGGGUACCGCCUAGCUCCUGAAUUCCCAUAUCCAACCCAAUUCCACGACUGUCUCACUGCCACCAUACACUUUAUGAAGACAGCACAAGACUACGGAGUAGACCCUGCCCGCAUUAUUGUCUGUGGGGAUAGCAGUGGAGGUACACUGACUGCUGCCGUUGCCCAAGCACUGGUGAACAGAAAAGAUGUCCCAAAGCUGAGAGCACAAAUCUUGAUAUAUCCUUUUCUCCAGGCCGCAGACUUUAAUUUGCCUUCUUAUCAGCAGAACGCCAAAAUUCCUGUUUUGAUAAGGGAACGAACCCUCAUUCUUGGUUUGAAGUAUCUCAAUAAAGACAUAUCUGCUGUAAAUAUAUUACUUAAAGGUUCCCAUAUUUCAGAAGAGCGAAGACAGAAGUAUCAGAAAUGGCUGAGUGCUGAUAAUAUCCCUCAUGAGUUUAAAAUGAGAGGCUACACACCUCCAGGACCACCGGCACCGUACUCAGAAGAAAUCUACAAGCUGGCCAAACCUUUUCUUGAGCCUUUAUUUUCACCACUGCUGUGUGAAGACAAUGUCAUUGCCCAGCUUCCUGAGACUUUCAUUCUGACCUGUGAAUACGACGUGCUUAGAGACGACGGACUGCUGUACAAGAAACGAUUAGAGGAUCAUGGUAUAAAAGUGACCUUGUGCCAUCUGGAAGAGGGGUUCCAUGGAACAAUAUUCUUAGCUGCUUAUAGUAAGGUGGUAACAUUCCAAUCUGGAAUUAAAGGCCUGGAAAAGAUAACAAAAUUUCUAAGAUUGAUGUAAACCUCCAUUAUUUGCUUUCACUUCCUGAUUUCUAUCUCUCUCUACCUGCAAAGAUUUUUUAAAAAAUACUCUCAGUUUUCCUUUUGUUAAAACAUCUUCUGAAAUUUCUGCAUUGGCUCUGCCUGGUUUUUACCCAUGAGAUUGAUUUUGUGAAAGUUUUCAUUUCAUUUUUACUGAUGAUUGAAGAAGGACAACAUCAGCUGAUUUUGUCUACCACCACUUCAUAGUUUUUUCCUCUAUUCAUAAGAGGUCUGGUACCCAUGACUAACGUUUCACAGUGCAGUUUGGCUUAAUAAAGUUCUGGUAAUAGUAAUAUGUAAAUUGAGAUUUGAGGACAACUUGAGGGAAGUAACGGAGGAUGAAUCUACAAAUUAAGUGCACAAGAUGGUCCAUGCCAUAUCUGAUGAGAGCUGAGUUUGAGACAAGCUUGAAGAAAACUGAAUAAAGCAGAAAAAGUGUGGACAUAGACAUAAGAGAAUGAAGUCUCAGCUUUGCAACCAUACUUCAGUUCUGGGCUCCCCAGUUCAAGAGAAACCCAGGCUUACCGGAAAGAGUCACACACACACCAAGAUGACCAAGGGCCUGGAGCAUCCCUGCCAUGACAGGAGGCUGAGAGAGCUGGGACGUUCAGCCCAGAGCUGAGGAGGCCCUGGAGGAUCUUUUCCAUGUGUUUAAGGAUCUGAAGGGUGAGUGCAGAGAGAAGGGAGCCAGGCUCUUGUCAGCGGUGCUGGUGCCAGGACAAGAGGCAAUGGGCACAAACUGAGAGAGGGUCCAUCUAAAUAUCAGGCAGUACUUCUGUGCUGUGUGGGUGAUGGAGCACACCAGUACAGGCAUCAGAGAGGCUGUGGGUUCUUGGAGAUCUAAACCCUCCUGGAAGUGGUGCUGUGGGUGUGCAACCAGAGAGACCCAGAGGUGCCUCCAUCCCCAAACAGCCAGGGACUCUGGGAUCCCGUGAAGUGGAAAGACAGGAGGUCUGGAAAUGAUAAGGCUAAGAACUAUAGAUGCUGUAAAAAAAUAUGGAUUAAUGCAACAUCUGUUUAAAAAUGCAUAUACACUUCUUGAUAUAGGUACAGAAAAAUGUGAAUGCACAGUAAUAUCAGUCACUGCACAGUCUGAAGCAGAAAGCACUUUCCCACAGAAGGAUGAUGAGCAGUGCCAUGGCAGAGAAAGGAGAAUGAGGGAG
Messenger RNA from Meleagris gallopavo (turkey), 2575 nucleotides. RefSeq names its product arylacetamide deacetylase-like 4. Lineage: Eukaryota; Metazoa; Chordata; Aves; Galliformes; Phasianidae. The record is from RefSeq and is a predicted model, not a curated record. Gene Ontology annotation, cellular component: membrane. Gene Ontology annotation, molecular function: carboxylic ester hydrolase activity.